GCAAGGAGACGGGACACGAGUCGGGUUCAGAGGAUUUUGUUCCCAAAACACUUAUCUCCGUAAAAAGAAAGAAAGAAAUUAGGGUUUGGAGACAGUUCAACUUUUCCGCAAUUCGUAGUAUUCCACUCUUGUUUUUGCGACAAUGAAAAAUCGGAAGCCGAACGGAAACGGAAACGGCUACAGGAUUGAGAUGGAGGGCCCAAAACCGAUUACUAUGAAGAAGAAAAAGAACAUCAACCGAUUGGGAGGAACUGGUCUUUCGCUUCAAGCAUUCGCUAAUGCCAAAUCCACCACCAAUCAUUACAAUCCUGCCUUAAUAAAGAAGAAAAGAGAGUUCUAUAAGAAUGCUAAGCAUGUUAACAAGUAUAAGAAGUCACUGAAGCAACAAAAUCAGGGGAAUGAUCUUCCUUCAGCUAUAAGAACCCCCGAGGAGGAGAAUGAAGACAUAGUUAGUAGUUGGACCAACAAAAAGAACAAGAAGAAGAAGAAUAGUUCACACAGUUUGAGAGAAUUGUAUGAGAAGCAGCGGGAGGAGAAAGAGAAGUUAAGGAUGGAGAGGGAGGCAAUUAUUCAAGCAAAGAAGGAACAGAAAGAGAAAGCUGAAGUUCAGAGAAAGGCAGGAAGGAAGGAGAUGUUCAAAAAGACACGACAUGGUCAACCUGUAAUGAAAUAUCGAAUCCAGCAUCUUUUGCAAUCCAUACAGAGUUCAUCUAGUGCUUCUGUUAAUAAAAAUCAGUAAUUUAAAAUUUGAUAUUCCUUGUUUUGUACUUCUUUAGUGCGCACAGUAGCUGAUUUGGAGAACAUAGUGGUGAUACAGGGGAAUUUUGGCAAUGUAAUGUUAAUUGCCCAAAACAAGGGAUUUUCUUCAUGCUCCUGUAUCAUUUGGAUGGCUAAAGGAGUUUUCGCAUCCAAUCUAAAAACCUUCAUGUUAGUUUUUAAAUAUAAAGUAUGAAACAGCAGCAUUUUUGUCUCAACAUUUACCUGUGCAUAUGUUGAUUUAUUAUUGCCUCUAUCCAGUUUUAUCUGUAAUAUUUGUUGGGCAAAACUAGAAAUGAAGAUCGUAGAGUCCAUCCCAAGGUUCGUCCACAGGAACCGCCCUGACAAAUCUAUAUCACUAUCAUAAUCUAAAGGACAAGGAUGGCUAACCCUAUAUUACUAUCAUAAUCUAAACAUGCCGCGAGAUUAAGGUGGACAUAACUCAUCUAGUAGAACUAUACCAGGCUGAGUUCUGCUAACAAUGAAAAAGACAACACCACCCACAUAAUCUAGAAAACAAAAUUCCCUUCUACAGCUAACUUUGGAAGCAAGUGAUCAGGGACCUUCCUAUCCAGUCCAAUAUGAUCAACUUUCUCAGCCUAUACGCCGUGCCACAACUAUAGCUCGCCGGGGAGGUGGUCGGAUGCAGAUGGCCAUGAGGGUGAGAGCAAUAACCACCGCCAUGACAAACUGUGUGAGAUCCAAACCAUUCCCUUCAUUUAAUUCGGAGCAGAUGACUUUCCCCAUCUCCAAUAGGAUGAGCACCGGCUUCAGUUUCCUGUGUCAAAAGGGGGCUUGGAGUUGGGAGAAAAGGAAUGCAAAUUCCAUACAUGUUAAUGGUUCUUAUAUUUCUCGGACUUCAAGUCAACUCCAAUGUGAAAAAGUAUUAUUCUAACUGCGUGUUCAUUGGUUUGAUGCAGACUCCCGGAAAAUUCAAACAAAGGUUAGCUGUGAAAUGU
Durio zibethinus is the source of this 1715-nucleotide messenger RNA. RefSeq lists its product as uncharacterized. The record is from RefSeq and is a predicted model, not a curated record. Gene Ontology annotation, cellular component: nucleus. Lineage: Eukaryota; Viridiplantae; Streptophyta; Magnoliopsida; Malvales; Malvaceae.